UGAUGUCAAGAGAUGCUAAAAGCGGUGUCUGGGUAGAGAAGCCAAGCUCAACACACUUCGAUUAUCAUAUUCUCACAAUGUGUACAAAUAGGUUCUCGUGUUGAGGAGAUACAUAGUUACCAUACUGCUUUCUUCAGCAUUUUGUAAAAGAGCCAACCGCAUUUUAGGACAACACCGCCACGUCUUGAGUCGUUGUUAGCGGACGCCGGGGCUAACAUUUACAGUAGAUGCUAACGGUAGCUAUUUAGCCUUAGCAAGCUAACUUAAUAGAACACCACAUUAACCUGGGAAGACUUGACGUGGGAUUAAACAGAAGAUGCACAGCACAAUGAUUCCACUAACUACAAGUUUUUUGUUGCAAUGAGGAGCACCAGAGACCAGCUCUGAGGCCUCAGAGCCAUGAACUCUGUUUCCCCCAGCGCUGUCCAGUACGUGGGGGGAGUGAUGCAGGAUGAACUGGUUGAGACGCGGAGGCAGCAGCCUCCUGAACGGCAGAGCAGCUACAGCCACAGACCUCCUCAGACUGCUGAUCCCAGCCGAGAAACAUCAGGAGAGCCUGACGAGAUGGAUAAACUCAAAGCCAAAUUAAUGUCAGCGUGGAAUAACGUCAAAUACGGCUGGACAGUUAAGUCUAAAACAUUCUUUAACAAAGCAUCACCUGUCACAGUGCUGGGACACUCCUAUCUGCUCAACAGUGAGGAUGAAGUGGAACGUUUCCGCCUGGCUUUUGUGUCCUGUAUUUGGCUAACCUACAGGAGGGAGUUCCCUCAACUGGAGGGCUCCACCUGGACCACAGACUGUGGCUGGGGCUGCAUGCUGCGUAGUGGGCAGAUGCUGCUGGCACAGGGACUUCUAGUCCAUUUGAUGCCCAGAGAUUGGGCCUGGCCAGAUGCUCAUCAACUGACUGAUGUAGACUUUGAAGUCUUCCGUCCACGCUCUCCUGCUCGGGCUGCAGGGGUCCCUAUCCCCUCCUUUGGUUCUCCACGAGCACCCAACACCCCGGAGAAAUCCCUGCCAAGUGAUCAGGUGACCAAAAACAGCCAGAAGAGGCGACCUGAGUGUGCAAGGGACAGGCAGGCAGAGCCUCUCCAUCGCAGACUGGUCACCUGGUUUGGGGAUCAACCACCAGCACCUUUCGGAGUUCAUGAGCUGGUGGAAAUUGGCAAAAGUUCAGGGAAGAAGGCUGGUGACUGGUACGGCCCCUCUAUAGUUGCACACAUACUACGGAAAGCUGUGGCUAAAACCUCUGUGGUCCACAACCUGGCUGUAUAUGUGGCUCAGGACUGCACAGUGUACAAAGAGGAUGUGGUCCAUCUGUGUGAUCUGUCACUAAGCCAAACUCCCCCUGAUCCGUCCAACCAAGCAUGGAAGUCAGUCAUCAUACUGGUACCUGUUCGACUGGGCGGUGAGGCCCUCAACCCAUCAUACAUCGAAUGUGUAAAGAACAUCCUAAAGCUGGAGUGUUGUAUUGGGAUCAUUGGAGGCAAACCGAAGCAUUCGCUGUUCUUUAUUGGUUUUCAAGAUGAGCAGCUGCUCUACCUUGACCCUCACUAUUGUCAGCCUGUGGUGGAUGUCUCACAAGGCAACUUUUCACUGGAGUCAUUUCACUGUAGUUCUCCCAAAAAGAUGCCCUUUAACCGUAUGGAUCCCAGCUGCACUAUCGGCUUUUAUGCCAAGAACAAGAAGGACUUUGAGUCUCUGUGUUCUGCUGUCAGUGUGGCUCUGUCAUCAUCUAAAGAGAAGUACCCCAUCUUCACCUUCGUAGAGGGCCGGGGUCAGGACUAUGGCCUUGAAGGUCACAGCAGUAACCACAGUGCACCUGCAGCCCACAUCCUCCCCCCGGGCAAACUGGGGAGGAGUAACAACAGAAGAAACAGUGAUGAGUUUGUCUUCCUGUAAUGCACUGUGGAGGCUGCUCCCCGCCUGCAGGGGGCACAAGAUGACACUUUUUUUCUUUUAAAAGGAGCGACUGGAUUAUUGUGACAAUGCAGCUGCUAGGACACCAUGCUUCUGAGCUUUAUUGUCCUCAUUGGUGAAUGGAAAUAGAAACUGUGUGGCUUUUGUCACCUUCGCUGUGUGUAAUCACCUCUGCAGACCACUGUGGGUACUAUAAGCUAAUGGGUGUUACCUGGUUCAGACUGGAGCAUUAUUUUAAGAGGUAAAGGUAUGAUUCAAACUUGACUUUGGAUAGAAAUGUUCCAUGCACUUGAAGUAUUCUUGAUUAUCUGACAGCUCAUUGAAGGCCUCAAAGGUUGGCGCAUGUGACUAAAAUCAAGCGCUUUAAAGUACUUCAGUUACACUCAACUACUGCGUUUCCUUCUGCUCUGAACUGAACAACAUAAUAUUUAAUGAUCUCCCUGGUCAGGCGACAGACCCGCCUGACAUUGUUCUUUAUUAUGGUGAAAGACUUGUAUUAUAGAUCAUCUGCUGUACAUCGCCUUUGUAUUUUCCACAAAUUUAAUUUAUUUAUCAGGUUGUGAUUUUGUUAAUGAACAUGUGUUUGAAUGUAUGAGUGAGUGUGGGUUAGUGCCGUUUGGUCUUAAAAUGUUUUAGUGUAUUUAGGAGUCAGUCACACCGUAUCCUUCAGUUUUUGUUUCACAUUCUUCCAAAAUCAUCUUGAGCAGCUCUACAUUCAUUCAGAUGUUGCAGUCUGCAUAAAAUAUCCCACAGGUGACUGGGGCUUUCAUCUCUCUAUUGCUCAUUAUUGAAAGUAUACAACACUCCCAGAAACCAGAACAUGUUUUAUUGCUCAAUAAGUAACUCCAGCUCCUUGGAACAGGAUGAAAAAAAUUCAUCCUUUUAGUGACAGGAGGCUGUAGAAACUAUUGUCCUCUAAAACUGGAUUCCUGAAGACUAAAAUACAUUUGCAGAAUAAAACCCAAAACAGCUCUUUCAAAGUCAGCUGUUUUCAUUUCAUGUUUCAUGACACAUGAAAUAUGUAUAAAGCUUUGACCUUGAUCUUAAGCUUUAUUUGCCUGGUCACUUUUGUGUUCUCCUUUUACAUGAAGCUACUACUGAAAGUUGCCCUACUGUUUGGUUUGUUGAUAUGUCCUGAAUAAACUUAAACACUGGAAUCACACCUCA
This is a messenger RNA of Sphaeramia orbicularis (orbiculate cardinalfish), 3084 nucleotides long. RefSeq names its product autophagy related 4D, cysteine peptidase a (gene atg4da). Gene Ontology annotation, cellular component: cytoplasm. The transcript has 11 exons. The record is from RefSeq and is a predicted model, not a curated record. Gene Ontology annotation, molecular function: cysteine-type endopeptidase activity; protein-phosphatidylethanolamide deconjugating activity. Gene Ontology annotation, biological process: autophagosome assembly; aggrephagy; protein processing. NCBI's taxonomy places the organism in Eukaryota, Metazoa, Chordata, Actinopteri, Kurtiformes, Apogonidae. Bases 400 to 1899 code for a protein of 499 amino acids.